Acanthaster planci (crown-of-thorns starfish) is the source of this 4372-nucleotide messenger RNA. It is a transcript of the gene armc4, whose product is annotated as armadillo repeat containing 4. The record is from RefSeq and is a predicted model, not a curated record. Gene Ontology annotation, molecular function: protein binding. Lineage: Eukaryota; Metazoa; Echinodermata; Asteroidea; Valvatida; Acanthasteridae.
AGUAAUUCUGUUCAGUACGCAUACGGUAUGUAGCCAUGGCUGACGUUGCUUUGGCAUUGUAAUGUUUACAGAAUAAAAACUUGUGAAAAUUUAUUUUUUACAAAUGCAUUGAAAGCCAUCACUUACCCUAGUUUAAGAUUGUUCAGGAAAGACAGUGCAAGAUCAGUGACUGAAUUUUCACUCGUAAGCCACCAGCACUAUGGGCCAAACUUUGGCACGGGCCGCCCAGUGGACUUCCGUCAGCGAAGGGGGAGAGGGCAAGUUGGAAUUCAACCGGGCCAAUGAGAUCCUGCUGAACAGCUUCAUCCGCUUUGUGGAGGCCUUCCCUUCCAAGCACCCUCAAGAGGCUGCCCUUGUGUUCAAGACGCCACUGGUGUGGAAGACAGUGCUGGAUACUUCUGAAUUUAGUGGGGACUACGAGCGAAGCAAUGAUGGAUUGUGUUCCAAAGUCAAAGACAAGAAUGACCAGCCCUUGUUGCUUGUUGAGAAGCUGGGUGAGCUGAACCACAAAGUCCAUGUGUCUACGCUAGGAGAACUGAGCAAUCUGCUGAAGGCCAUAGGCAACAAGAAGAUGGCAGAGGCUAGGGCCAUCUUGGAAGCUAACAGAGACCCCGUGGCCAAGAUCCUCGGGGACGGCUUUGCCACAGUAGAAGGGGAGGAUAACUCCACCCUGCGCUUACUGGAGCAGACCAGCAAGGAGGCGGGGGACACUACCGCCGAGGAGAACCAGACUAAACUCCGCCUGCUGCUCCUGGCCCAGCAGUUUGACAUGGAGCUGAUGAGGAACAGCAUCAAGGAGCUGUCGCAAGAAAUCCGUCUGACACCUCAGCUGGUCAACAGUGAGAUCCGCCUGCUGCAAUCCUUCGCUGGCACAGACAGCAGCUGUGCCCUGGAGAGAAUCCAGCACAUCCUGGAGUAUGAGUUUGACAAUGGCUGCCAUGCCCCUCCCUGGAGGCAGGUCAAUGGCGACAUCUGCUACCUGCUCAUCAAGCCCCUGGACGGGGACGAGGUGUCGGUCACAGCCAACACUAGUGGCUGCUAUGUCAACAAGGGAGUUACCAGCAAUCUGGAUGAGUCCAACUUUGAUCGUGAGGGUGAGACAUUCAAGGAUCUGGUCAGCCUCCUAUCGGCCCAGAGCAGAAAAUUCCGGGACAUCAUCAGCAGCAAAGAGUUUGCUCUACAUGAAGAGAAGAAAACGGAACAGCUGAAUGCAUACGAGGAUGCCCAUGUGGACGACGAGCCUGACAAACCAAUGGAGAAGGAGAAAGCAAAGGAGGAGAAAGAAGAGAAGGUCAUCAAGGAAAAGACCAAAAAAACUAAGAAGAAAACCUCUCCCAGCAAGAAGAUGCAACCCACGCUGAAUUGGAAGAAUGAGGAGAACAAAGCCAAGCAAGAGAAAGUUGAUAAACCGGAGAAGAAAGUGUCUAGGCAAGCUAGUGACCGUAAGACCAAGACCCCAGCUCUGGAGGAGGAGUAUUCAGAGAGUUCCUCAGAGAGUGAAGAGGAAGAAGAAUCUACAGACCGACGCCAGGAGCAGAACUCAGAUCUACCCUCAGAGUACUGGCAGAUCCAGAAACUGGUCAAAUACCUCAAGGGAGGUAACCAGACAGCCACCGUGAUUGCAUUGUGUGCCAUGAGAGACUUCAAUCUGUCUCAAGAGACUUGUCAAUUAGCUAUCCGAGAUGUCGGUGGACUGGAUGUUCUUAUCAACUUGCUAGAGACCAACGCCAUCAAGUGCAAGAUUGGCUCGCUGAAGAUCCUAAAGGAGAUAUCCCGCAAUACCCAGAUCCGCAAGGCCAUUGCAGACCUGGGUGGCCUACAGACCAUGGUGGACAUCCUGGAGGCCUCCGACAAGGAUCUUAAGUGUCUGUCGGCAGAGACCAUUGCCAAUGUGGCCAAGUUCAGAAGGGCUCGCCGCACGGUCAGGCAGCAUGGAGGCAUCCGUAAACUUGUGGCCUUGUUGGACUGCGCCCCCAUCGGCUCCGUCCCCGUCACCCCAGAGUCUGAGAAGGAUGUGGAGGUAGCCAAGUGUGGUGCCCUGGCACUGUGGAGUUGCAGCAAGAGCACCAAGAAUAAACAGGCCAUCCGCAAGGCCGGAGGCAUCCCGCUGCUGGCCCGCCUCCUCAAGUCACGCCACGAGGACAUGCUCAUCCCGGUCGUCGGCACACUGCAGGAGUGCUCCUCAGAGCAUAGCUACCGUUUGGCCAUUCGCACCGAGGGCAUGAUAGAGGACCUGGUGAAGAACCUACACAGCGAGAACCAGGAGCUGCAGAUGCACUGCGCCAGCGCCAUCUUCAAGUGCGCCGAGGAGAAGGAGACCCGGGACCUGGUUCGACUGUACGGAGGCCUGGACCCGCUGGUGACCCUGCUCAACAACUCGGACAACAAGGAGCUGCUGGCCGCCGCCACGGGGGCCAUCUGGAAGUGUGCUAUGAGCCCCGAGAAUGUAUCACGCUUCCAGGAACUCAAGGCCAUUGAGCUGCUGGUGGGCUUACUCAAUGAACAGCCUGAGGAGGUCUUGGUCAAUGUGGUUGGAGCAUUGGGAGAGUGUGCAGCGCAGGAACCCUCCAAUCGCAUGUCCAUCCGUAAAGCAGGCGGUAUCCCUCCACUGGUCAACCUACUGACGGGUACCAACCAGGCCCUCCUGGUCAAUGUCACCAAGGCAGUCGGUGCCUGCGCUACGGAAGCUGACAACAUGGGCAUCAUUGACAGACUGGACGGUGUGCGUCUUCUCUGGUCAUUGCUCAAGAACCAGAACCAGCAAGUUCAGGCCAGUGCAGCCUGGGCUAUCUGCCCAUGCAUUGAGAACGCAAAGGAUGCUGGUGAGAUGGUGAGAUCCUUUGUGGGUGGUCUAGAGCUCAUUGUCAGCCUUCUCAAGUCGGAUGACAGGGAGGUGUUGGCCAGCGUGUGUGCGGCUAUCGCUAACAUUGCAAAGGAUGAGGAAAACCUAGCUGUCAUCACUGAUCACGGUGUGGUGCCCAUGUUGGCCAAGCUAGCCACCACUACCGACGACAAGCUGAGAAGGCACCUGGCUGAUGCCAUCGCACGCUGCUGCAUGUGGGGCAACAACCGCGUGGCGUUUGGUCAGAACAGCGCUGUGGCACCGCUGGUGCGCUACCUGAAGUCGCCCGACAUCAAUGUGCACCGAGCCACAGCCACAGCCUUGUUCCAGCUCUCUAGGGAUCCUAAUAACUGCAUCACCAUGCACGAGAGUGACGUGGUCAAGCUGUUGAUCGACAUGGUUGGCUCGGAUGACUUUGCCCUACAAGAAGCGGCAGCUGGCUGUAUCGGCAAUAUCAGACUACUAGCAUUGGCCAAUGAAAAGGCUAAAUAUAAAUAGACCUCGCAAGAAAGAUAUCUUCAGUGUACAUCUUUCCAUCAAGUGGAGACGGUUCUGAGACAGGUAACUGGUAUCUCUGUCACUUUGCAUUUUCACUUCUGCUUGAGUUUACAAUAGACUUCUGAAAAAACUGUGUUCAGAAGAAAAAUUCAAAUUCAUGGCUGAGCAUGUAACAUAAGCAUGUAACAGUAGCGAUGUUAGGCUAUUUAUAUCUGUUUGCAUAUCAUAGAGUUUGGAAUCAACAAAUACAAUUUUGUCAGUAUCAGAUCAUCAUGCAAUGUUUAGCAGAGCCAUGAACUUGAUUCAAACAAGUGUGCUUGCUUAAAAUAAGUCUAAGUGUUACAGCUUAGAAUUGUUCAAAUGAGAACAGGCAAGUGGCUCAGAGACACUGGUUUCACAGCAUCAUCAGCAGGAUGAACUGGGGCAGAGAAACUGGUUUUUGAAAACAGUCAGUGUAUAUAAGUAUGUACAAAAUAUGCAAAAACUACUUCAGGGCAACAGAAGUUACAACCAAAAUGCUAAUGUCUUCACUGUAAAUUGGAGUAUAUUUGUCAAACUUUGGAACCAGCGUGAAGUAUUGUGGGAAAGAUUACCUGGAAAUGCACAGCAUUGUAAGUAGUGGAUUUGGAGCUCUUGUGAAAGUUUGUUUAGGUCUAUAGACUUGGAUGUAGAGGAACCUUUCAUUCCUCCAACUGUAAAUACUUUCUGACAAGAAGCCGUUUUGUUUACAAGUACAUAAAAUACAAAUUUUUACACUGGGUCAUAUGGAGUCAUUCUUGAACUUGUACAUACAUGAAUGAGGGUGUUAAAUGAAUGCAGUGUUACUUCUUUUAUCACUUUGAAAUUAUUGGCUUUCCACCAGUUAUUUGAAAUUUGUAAUAAUUCCUUAAUUUGCCGUAGAGAUUUUCUUGUAUUCCGUCCAUGGAGAGGUAUAAUAUAUAUAGCGGUUUUAAUCACCUAGUGCCUUGUAACAAUUUUGGCAUCAGUUCUGUCUUUCCAAUAAAGAAUUCAAUGACAUGUGUAAGGACAGUA